Messenger RNA from Diaporthe amygdali, 2016 nucleotides. RefSeq lists its product as uncharacterized. Gene Ontology annotation, cellular component: anaphase-promoting complex. The transcript is spliced from 4 exons. Lineage: Eukaryota; Fungi; Ascomycota; Sordariomycetes; Diaporthales; Diaporthaceae. Gene Ontology annotation, biological process: cell division. Gene Ontology annotation, molecular function: protein binding. The record is from RefSeq and is a predicted model, not a curated record. Bases 1 to 2016 code for a protein of 671 amino acids.
AUGGUGUUCACCCAGCAGGACAUCAUCAACCUGCGGGCAUCACUCCAGGAUGCUGUCGUCAAGUGUUCAGAGAGAUGUCUGUAUCAAUCAGCAAAGUGGGCUGCUGAGUUGCUGGAUGUGCUUCCAGAGUCAACCCCUGAGGAUGAAGGCUCCAAGUUGAACAACACCCCUCGAGGCUACAUGCCUGCAAUCUUGACUCCAAACCCCGAUGAGAAGGAGGCCCAGCUCGAGGCUCGCGAGUUCAACAAGUACCUGCUCGCCAAGUCAUUCUUUGAUUGUCGGGAAUUCGACCGAUGCACUGCAGUCUUCCUGCCAGAUUCCCUUUUAUCUAGCGUGCUGUCUCCAAAAGGCGAGGACUCACCGUUAAGUUCUCAACUGAAGACCACCAAAGGCAAAGAGUCCAUGAUCCCCACUCAUAGUAUAUUCAACCUCAAGCCCAGUAUCCUCCCGGAGCUGAGCCAGAAGAGCUUGUUCUUGGCGCUCUAUGCAAAGAUGCUUUCCGGAGAGAAGAGGAAAGACGAGGACUCGGAGAUGGUUAUGGGCCCUCAAGACCUCGGCUCAGUAGGCAACAAGCAGCUGCCGAUUGUGAGCCGCUAUCUCCAGACUUGGUUCGAGGAGCGGAACGAAGAUCAAUCUGGUGAGGGUAGCCAGGGCUGGCUGGAAUACCUCUAUGGCAUGAUCCUGGCGAAAGAGAAGAAUACUGACGAGGCGAUGGCAUGGUUUUUGAAGAGUGUUCAUCUAUUUCCCAUGAAUUGGGGCUGCUGGCUUGAGAUGACUUCUGCCAUCACCAGAGUCGAAAUGCUCAACAAGAUCGUGCCUCGCCUCCCACAACACAUCGUCUCUUACAUGUUCCAUAUCCACACAUCGCUGGAGCUUUAUCAACCAACAAAUGAGCUGGGAACAGCACUCGACCAGCUGUUAGCAAUCUUCCCGGACUCCCCAUUUCUGCUCACGUGUUCAGCCCUCCUGUCUUACCAUACCAAAGAGCUCAAAGAUGCCUCAACACGUUUCAGUCAUCUCCUUUCCCUCCACCCUCAUCGCCUGGACAGUCUUGACAUUUACUCCAACAUCCUCUAUGUUCUCAAUGAAAGGCCAAAGCUGGCCUUCUUAGCUCACCUCUGCUCUAGCAUCGACAAGUUCCGACCAGAGUCAUGCGUUGUUAUCGGCAACUACUACUCCUUGCUAUCGCAACACGAGAAGGCUGUGCAAUAUUUUCGUCGAGCCUUGGCGCUCGACAGGUCAUGCUUAUCCGCAUGGACUCUGAUGGGACAUGAAUAUGUGGAACUCAAGAACACGCACGCUGCUAUCGAAUCCUAUCGGCGGGCGGUGGACAUCAACCGGAGAGAUUAUCGGGCCUGGUAUGGUCUUGGGCAAACGUAUGAGAUGCUGGAGAUGUAUCAGUACGCUCUUUGGUACUACAAGAAGGCGGCAGGUCUGCGACCCUGGGACGGCAAAAUGUGGAUGGCGGUCGGCACGUGUCUACAGAAGCUGGGCCGCGAACGAGACGGUAUCAAGGCACUCAAGCGAGCUUUGCUGGCUGACACUUACUACGAAUCCUCGGCCAGCAGCUUUGGCAGCGCUGCAACAGGUUUCGACCGCACGGCGCUCGGCCGCCUGGACACGGAGGUGCUGGUACAGAUCGCGCAUAUGUACGACAGCCUGGACGAAGAAGAGGAAGCUAGGGCCUACAUGGAGCUGUGUAUCGUCCAGGAGGACGGCAACGUGGACAACCUGGGCGAUAACGCAACCAAGCACAGCGACAUACUAUCGGACGAGGGCGAGGACAACGACGAGCGGGACAGACAGAACCAAGGAAUAGGCGUCACAAAUGUGACCAGCAGGGCCAGGAUGUGGCUAGCCAAGUAUGCCAUGCGACACGCCGACUUCGACACGGCCAACCGCCUGGCGAAUGAGCUCUGCCAGGAUGGCCAGGACGUGGAAGAGGCCAAGGCCAUCAUGCGCGAGGCGCGUUCGAGGCUGGACCUUUCUCCUGGCGGCAGGGGGUCUGAUGGCUAG